Molecule: messenger RNA, 2292 nt
Organism: Cornus florida
Lineage: Eukaryota; Viridiplantae; Streptophyta; Magnoliopsida; Cornales; Cornaceae
Product: F-box/kelch-repeat protein At1g74510-like
Exons: 2
Coding region: 398-1723 (441 amino acids)
Cellular component (GO): nucleus
Molecular function (GO): protein binding
Source: RefSeq, a predicted model, not a curated record
CAUUUCCUCUCUCCGAAUAAAACCAGAAAAUCAAAGACGCGAGAGAGAGAGUUGAAACAAAAAAAUAAGAAAGAAAAAAAAAAAAAAAAAAAAAAAAAAAAAGGAAGAGAGAGAGUGAGAGAGAAUAUAGAGUGAGAGACUGGGGAGGGAGGGAGCGCUCGGAGGUGUGAGAUUCGGGGGUGUGUGAGUUGCUGAUAUAUAUAAAUAUAUAUAUAUAUAUAUAUGUAGAUAUAUAAAUGUAUAGAGAGAGAGAUCGGAAGGGCAGCGGAGAAGAUGAGCACUUAAUGGUUGUAUAAUUACAAUCAGGGUGGUCCUCUUUGUGAUAAAAUCGAGACACGAGGCAUUGCAUUGAUUGUUCAUUAGUUUUUUCCCGCAUUUUCCGAUAAAUUUUGGCAUCAUGUUGGAGGGUCCAGCAUAUCUGAUCUCGCGGGAAUUGCCAAGUUCAUGCGAGCAUGAGAGCAAGUGGAUUUACAAUGCAUUUCGUGUCAUUGAACUAUCAAAUGGUAAGCGCCGUUUGGAAGAGGGAAAAGACUCCUUGAAGAAGUCAUCCAAGCAGUCAGAUGCCCUAGAAAGAGAGGAAACAUUGCAGGGUCUUCAUGAUCUCUCUCUUUCUCAAGUCAAUCAAUCAGAUAACCAGCAUCAGAAUGGGGAUCGCUCGGAUUCAAGUUCACUUAUCCACCAAAUUGGCCGGGACAUUUCAAUUAAUUGCCUACUUCGUUGCUCACGGUCGGACUAUGGCUCAAUUGCCUCAUUAAAUCGGAGCUUUCGGUCUCUUAUCCGGACUGGGGAGCUUUAUAGGUUGAGGCGGCAGAUGGGUAUAGUUGAACAUUGGGUCUACUUCUCUUGCAACCUUCUUGAGUGGGAGGCCUUUGAUCCUAUCUGCCGUCGGUGGAUGCAUUUACCUAGAAUGACAUCAAAUGAAUGCUUCAUGUGUUCAGACAAGGAAUCUCUGGCUGUUGGUACCGAACUUCUUGUAUUUGGAAAGGAAAUAAUGUCUCAUGUAAUUUACAGAUAUAGCAUAUUGACAAACUCAUGGUCAUCUGGUAUCCAGAUGAACACCCCCAGGUGCUUGUUUGGUUCUGCUAGUCUUGGAGAAAUUGCAAUUCUAGCAGGCGGUUGUGAUCCACAGGGCAAUAUCUUGAACUCAGCAGAGCUUUAUAAUUCAGACACUGGAACAUGGGUGUCUCUCCCACCCAUGAAUAAACCGAGGAAAAUGUGCUCUGGGGUGUUUAUGGAUAGGAAGUUCUAUGUUAUUGGGGGGAUUGGUGUAGGCAAUUCAAAUUUGCUUACGUGUGGGGAAGUGUAUAAUUUGGAUACGAGGACUUGGCGCGAGAUUCCUAAUAUGUUCCCUGCACGGAAUGGAGAUGAUGGGAUGACUGAGGCACCUGCUACAGCCAAGGCACCUCCUCUGGUGGCAGUUGUAAAAAAUGAGCUAUAUGCGGCUUAUUAUGCAGAAAAGGAAGUGAGAAAAUAUGAUAAGGAAAGGAAUUUGUGGAUUACAGUGGGGAGAUUACCGGAAAGGGCAGUCUCAAUGAAUGGUUGGGGGCUAGCCUUUAGGGCCUGCGGAGACAGGCUUAUUGUUAUUGGCGGUCCUAGAGCUUUAGGUGGAGGGAUCAUAGAGCUUAAUUCUUGGGUACCAGAUGAAGGCCCACCGCAGUGGACUUUGCUGGCUAGCAAGCAUUCAGGAAGCUUUGUCUAUAAUUGUGCCGUGAUGGGGUGCUGAGGUGUCUGAUUUUGGUGACACUGUCUCCACUGUGCAGAUUACUUUCUGAAUGAGAGUUCCAACUUUGCUUUCUCAAUGAGAUAGGAUUCUGGCUAGUGGGUAAUCUCUGCCUUCCUUUGUUUUUCUCUUCUUUUGGGGGGGAAAUUUAAGAUUUUACUCAAGAUUCAUAAAUAUUUACUUGGAGGAAGUGUGGAGAUUUCUCUGUCUUUUAUUUAUGAUGUCCUAUUGGUUUGCAUCUUCACCCAUUUAGUUACCAUUUGAGCUCUUCAAGGUUUCUAUCAUGUUGACACAUAGGUUAAUAAUUUGAAGUACCGAUGCAUUUUAGGUUUUAUGAAUAUUUGCAAAAGCUUUAUUGAAGCAUCAUUUGAACUGUUCAGAGGGAUCAUGCUUCUCAGUUGCCUGGAUUUUCCUUGAUGAGAUCCAAUUGGCCAGUUUCCUUAUUUUAUUUUAUGACUGAUGCUUAUUUACCCGUUAUAUGUAUUUCUAGUUUAGGGUUCUUAUUUGAUGGAUCUUUUCUUCAUAAAUUGUGCUAUAGCAUUUUCAAUAAUACUAUUUGCUGUUCACAAUUA